UUUUCUCGAUCCUUUGCCGCAACAACCAAGUGAAGGUUGUGACAGACAAAGAGCCGAGCGAAGCGGGAGACAAGACGCCACAGCUACAUCUGAACCAUUCCUGAACAGCAAGACAACAACAACAGCAGAAAUCGGAUCAGCAGCAGCAGAUUUGAGCAAGAACAGUUGUCCUCGUGACCGGGGAGCGGCCACCACAGUGACCCUCCCUGUACUUGCAAACCGAGGCCCAAGGACACCCACCGGUAAUUUCUGUCUGUUGCCCACACAUAGAACCAAGAGAAAACAAAGAAGACAGGGGUUCAGAGACUCAAACAAGCCCAAAACAAAAUUAUUUGGGUUGCUCGGUACUUAAGCCUACACAAAGUGCGUUUGGACCCACACUUGCCCCAGCCAUGUGGAGACUUCGCCAAGCCAAAGCAGCCCAAAGGGCGCAAGAAGAGCAGAAGGCCCAAGAACCUGAAGAACUCAAAAACCUCAAGUCUGCUAUCCAAAACAUGCCAACCGUCACCCAAGAGAAUAUCGACCAACAACUCGAAGCUUGGUACGAUUUCAUGAAGGAGGGCCACAUGGAAGCAGCAGAGGCUGCGGCCGAACUCAAUGAAAUCCUCCGAAAGCAUGGCGACCAAGACAAAAAUGGACCGAUGGUCCUCCUAGUCAACACAGGCAAUGGCAACUUUGAACUUCUCACCUGCAUCCUUACGGCACCGACCAGAGACGACAUCCCAAAUGCGCCCCGAAAUUCGGCCCUCCUAGGGCCGGGCAAAUUCAUCGGAGUACUGGUCGAUCGCACUGAACAUCAAGACACCUGGCUAGUCACCAUUGUAGAUCCCAAGAAUGUGUUUGGCAAGCGCACAGAGAAAUUGGCUCAAUGGGAUGACAUUACCCCACCGAAUGAUGAAGACAAUGGUGUCGGCCUUAAACCCCACGACGAUGCCACUGAGGCAGAGUUCUACCCAUGUCUGUCAAUCUUCGGCAAAGAGGUAUGCGACAUUCUGUACGAAGGCCUCUACCCCGCCAAUAGGACCGAUAGCUCCUCGGUAGCAACAAAAUGGGGCUCUCGAACCAUUGCCCAUCAACUCAAAUCCUGGGUGGACACCAUCGGCCCUGACAGUGUACGCGAUCAGGCCAAACUGUCCCUUCUAGGCCUCUCCACUCAAGUCAAUCAGGCCAAGGAUGCUGCAACCAUAAUGUUCAACCAGACAUCCUGUAAUGCUGAAACCAUGACCGAGCCAUUGCAAGCAUACAUUACACCAAUCGUGGAAUCCCUCUUGCACCCCAAACCAUACCAGGAAGAAGAACGUUCUCAAAAUGGCACCAUUGCAAAUGGAGCCCCAAACAGGAGUGACCCCAGCGCAACUGGUGGCCCUCACUCCGAACCCCUCACAAACGGGGAUCCCUCAAACGGGAAUGGCACCAUCGCAAAUGGAGCCCAAAUCGGCGCUGGCACCAUCGCAAAUGGUGCUCAAAUCGGCGCUGGCACCAUCGCAAAUGGCAGCCAAAACUCUCAACCCCUCACCAAUGAGGGCCCCUCAACCGGGACCGGCACCAUCGCAAAUGGUGCCGCAACUGGACAUGGCACCAUCGCAAAUGGCCGCACAAAAGGAGGACCUGCCUUUCAAGGCUUUGACUAUCCUGAGAAAUUUGUCGAGGACUUAUGCAACAUGCGGUUCACUCACUCUUCCACUGAGAGCUGGUGGACCGGCCUGGUCGGCCAUCAGAUCCGACGCAGCAAAGAGCAGAUCCAAACCCACAAUGAGCUCCACUGCUCAUACAAUGCGGACCGCCUCCAGCUCAACCCAAAUAGCAUUGGCAAGCUGAGUCUUACAGCACCUGUUCCGAUCAAACAUAUGAGCGAGCUCCUAAACUUUCUCCUCCGGGUUCAGUA
Molecule: messenger RNA, 1885 nt
Organism: Seminavis robusta
Lineage: Eukaryota; Bacillariophyta; Bacillariophyceae; Naviculales; Naviculaceae
Source: the annotation of a GenBank genome assembly